Molecule: messenger RNA, 6054 nt
Organism: Rhinopithecus roxellana (golden snub-nosed monkey)
Lineage: Eukaryota; Metazoa; Chordata; Mammalia; Primates; Cercopithecidae
Gene: NCAM1
Product: neural cell adhesion molecule 1
Exons: 23
Coding region: 379-3060 (893 amino acids)
Biological process (GO): cell adhesion
Cellular component (GO): membrane
Molecular function (GO): protein binding
Source: RefSeq, a predicted model, not a curated record
AUCUGCCUUCUGUGUCUCUCUUACCUCCUUGAUGUUCGGCACUAUUUGUGGCCGGCGUGGUGGAAGGACACAGUGAGGUUCUCACCCCCGCCCCCCGCUCCUCUCUCCCAUCCCAGUUCCAUCAAAACGAACCCGGGCCAGCGCAAGGAUCUCCGAGUUGCGAGUGUGCUGAGGCUGGGACUGUCACUCAUUCUCCGAUCAGCGCGUGAACGCAGCUCGGCUGCCGCUGGCAGGAAACAAUUCUGCAAAAAUAAUCAUACUCAGCCUGGCAAUUGUCUGCCCCUAAGUCUGUCGCUCUGCCGCCGUCCACACUCGCUGCAAGGGAGGGAGCACAGAAUUUACCGCGGCAAGAACAUCCCUCCCAGCCAGCAGAUUACAAUGCUGCAAACUAAGGAUCUCAUCUGGACUUUGUUUUUCCUGGGAACGGCAGCUUCUCUGCAGGUGGAUAUUGUUCCCAGCCAGGGGGAGAUCAGCGUUGGAGAGUCCAAAUUCUUCUUAUGCCAAGUGGCAGGAGAUGCCAAAGAUAAAGACAUCUCCUGGUUCUCCCCCAAUGGAGAAAAGCUCACCCCAAACCAGCAGCGGAUCUCAGUGGUGUGGAAUGAUGAUUCCUCCUCCACCCUCACCAUCUAUAAUGCCAACAUCGACGACGCCGGCAUUUACAAGUGUGUGGUUACAGGCGAGGAUGGCAGUGAGUCAGAGGCCACUGUCAACGUGAAGAUAUUUCAGAAACUCAUGUUCAAGAAUGCGCCAACCCCACAGGAGUUCCGGGAGGGGGAAGAUGCCGUGAUUGUGUGUGAUGUGGUCAGCUCCCUCCCGCCGACCAUCAUCUGGAAACACAAAGGCCGAGAUGUCAUCCUGAAAAAAGAUGUCCGAUUCAUAGUCCUGUCCAACAACUACCUGCAGAUCCGGGGCAUCAAGAAAACAGAUGAGGGCACUUAUCGCUGUGAGGGCAGAAUCCUGGCACGGGGGGAGAUCAACUUCAAGGACAUUCAGGUCGUUGUGAAUGUGCCACCCACCAUCCAGGCCAGGCAGAACAUCGUGAAUGCCACCGCCAACCUCGGCCAGUCCGUCACCCUGGUGUGUGAUGCCGAAGGCUUCCCGGAACCCACCAUGAGCUGGACAAAGGAUGGGGAACAGAUAGAGCAAGAGGAAGAUGACGAGAAGUACAUUUUCAGCGACGAUAGUUCCCAGCUGACCAUCAAAAAGGUGGAUAAGAACGACGAGGCUGAGUACAUCUGCAUUGCUGAGAACAAGGCUGGUGAGCAGGAUGCGACCAUCCACCUCAAAGUCUUCGCAAAACCCAAAAUCACAUAUGUAGAGAACCAGACUGCCAUGGAAUUGGAGGAGCAGGUCACUCUUACCUGUGAAGCCUCUGGAGACCCCAUUCCCUCCAUCACCUGGAGGACUUCUACCCGGAACAUCAGCAGCGAAGAAAAGGCUUCGUGGACUCGACCAGAGAAGCAAGAGACGCUGGAUGGGCACAUGGUGGUGCGCAGCCAUGCCCGUGUGUCAUCGCUGACCCUGAAGAGCAUCCAGUAUACUGACGCCGGAGAGUACAUCUGCACCGCCAGCAACACCAUCGGCCAGGACUCCCAGUCCAUGUACCUUGAAGUGCAAUAUGCCCCGAAGCUACAGGGCCCUGUGGCUGUGUACACUUGGGAGGGGAACCAGGUGAACAUCACCUGCGAGGUAUUUGCCUAUCCCAGUGCCACGAUCUCAUGGUUUCGGGAUGGCCAGCUGCUGCCAAGCUCCAACUACAGCAAUAUCAAGAUCUACAACACCCCCUCUGCCAGCUAUCUGGAGGUGACCCCGGACUCUGAAAAUGAUUUUGGAAACUACAACUGUACUGCAGUGAACCGCAUUGGGCAGGAGUCCUUGGAAUUCAUCCUUGUUCAAGCAGACACUCCCUCUUCACCAUCCAUCGACCAGGUGGAGCCAUACUCCAGCACAGCCCAGGUGCAGUUUGAUGAACCAGAGGCCACAGGUGGGGUGCCCAUCCUCAAAUACAAAGCUGAGUGGAGAGCAGUGGGUGAAGAAGUAUGGCAUUCCAAGUGGUAUGAUGCCAAGGAAGCCAGCAUGGAGGGCAUCGUCACCAUUGUGGGCCUCAAGCCCGAAACAACGUACGCCGUAAGGCUGGCGGCGCUCAAUGGCAAAGGGCUGGGUGAGAUCAGUGCGGCCUCCGAGUUCAAGACGCAGCCAGUCCAUAGCCCUCCUCCACCGGCAUCUGCUAGCUCGUCUACCCCUGUUCCAUUGUCUCCACCAGAUACAACCUGGCCUCUUCCUGCCCUUGCAACCACAGAACCAGCUAAAGGGGAACCCAGUGCACCUAAGCUCGAAGGGCAGAUGGGAGAGGAUGGAAACUCUAUUAAAGUGAACCUGAUCAAGCAGGAUGACGGCGGCUCCCCCAUCAGACACUAUCUGGUCAGGUACCGAGCGCUCUCCUCCGAGUGGAAACCAGAGAUCAGGCUCCCGUCUGGCAGUGACCACGUCAUGCUGAAGUCCCUGGACUGGAAUGCUGAGUAUGAGGUCUACGUGGUGGCUGAGAACCAGCAAGGAAAAUCCAAGGCAGCUCAUUUUGUGUUCAGGACCUCGGCGCAGCCCACAGCCAUCCCAGCCAACGGCAGCCCCACCUCAGGCCUGAGCACCGGGGCCAUCGUGGGCAUCCUCAUCGUCAUCUUCGUCCUGCUCCUGGUGGUCGUGGACAUCACCUGCUACUUCCUGAACAAAUGUGGCCUGUUCAUGUGCAUUGCGGUCAACCUGUGUGGAAAAGCCGGGCCCGGGGCCAAGGGCAAGGACAUGGAGGAGGGCAAGGCUGCCUUCUCGAAAGACGAGUCCAAGGAGCCCAUCGUGGAGGUCCGAACGGAGGAGGAGCGGACCCCAAACCAUGACGGAGGAAAACACACAGAGCCCAACGAGACCACGCCACUGACGGAGCCCGAGAAGGGCCCUGUAGAAGCAAAGCCAGAGUGCCAGGAGACAGAAACGAAGCCAGCGCCAGCCGAAGUCAAGACGGUCCCCAAUGACGCCACACAGACAAAGGAGAACGAGAGCAAAGCAUGAUGGGUGACGAGAACCGAGCAAAGAUCAAAAUAAAAAGUGACACAGCAGCUUCACCAGAGCAUUUCCAACACCACAGACACACACACACACACGCACACACACACACAUCUCAUUUCUCUAGUGUCUUUUGCCUUUAAAAAAAAAACUAAACAGAUAAAACAUGGGAAUCUUAUAGAAAGGGUCCCUUUGUUAGCACUCACUUGUAAGAAAAUGAGACAAAAAGGUUAAACCCACAGCCAAACUAGGACACUCCGUUCCCUGAAACCAUUUAAAAAUCAGACAAAAGGACCCCAAAUUAAGAAUCUAGGAAGCUCAGAAACAAAAUCUAGGUUCAGGAAGACCACACUUGGUGUUACCCGAUUGGCACAGACCAGUUUCAGAGAAAUAACUUUCAGGCACUAAGACUAAUCGAAUGAACAAAGUCCACAGUUUAUUUUUAUACUUUCAGUCAAGUUUGAACUCUGUAAAACCUCAUAAAUAAGUUAUAAUUUCUGUUCACUUUGUAUUUGUUCAGUAUGCAAAGUGUGUCACCCUUUCUAGCUGAAUUCAAUUCCCACGUAGACUCUUAUUUUGUAGGAAGAAUGCCAAAUUGCAGCUUCUGGGGGUAGAUCUCAAUUUGCAGUAUUCAGACUUAUUUUUCUUUCUUUUACAUUCUUUUCUUUUCUUUCUGCCAACUUUGUUUUCCAGUGUUUACAAGGUGACAAAUGUUCGACUUUGGUUGUGUUUAAAUGUCCAUGUGAAAUAGCUGCCUUUUAUUUUUUAAGGUAACAAAUACCACCUAGAGGUAGGUAGGAUCAUCCCACGCUUGCUUUAGCACAGGACGACUUUACAAAACAUGAUUGUUUACAGCUGCUCUUCCCCUCUUUUCUGAUCUGCAGUUUUUGCCUGGGUCCCACUCAGGUGAAAAUCCAUCUCAUUCUGGAAAGGUUUUGCUUUUUUAAUUUUUGGUUAUUUUUGUGUUUCUUUGGGGGUUAGACCACUUUCUGAUUAGCCGCCACCUGCCUGCAUCUGUGAAAAGGGAUCUGCUCCCAGGCGUUCUCACCCUUCUUUUGAAGGACUCCUUAGGCUUUGUUGAAUGAAGCAGAGAAGAUUGUAUAGUUGGGGCUGGUCUUGGUGAACACACAUUAUUACCCCACACAUCCCCUUUGUGUAGAAAGCCAAAUAAAAUAUAUACAUGCCAUUUCCUUUUGAGCCCAGAAUCUAGAUUUGAGCGGAAGAGCAUGUGUGCUUCAGGGAAUUAGUGUCUUUUUUUGGAAAUCUGUUGAAGUAAAGUAACAUCGGCCUUCUGUUCACUUAGGCAGCAUUUAUAGAAACAAAAGAAAAAAGAAACAACCUACUGUCUGGAGUCAUAACACAACUUUCCUGGAUUGGAAACCAAGUGGGGGAAAAAAUACAGAAACUUUAAGGGGGAUGGGAGGGCGGGGAGAAGGGAAAAGCCAGCCCUUUGUAUAGAAAUUUUGCUUUUUUUUUUUUUUUUUUUCCUCAUUCUACUUUAGAACUGCAAGCUUGUGCACUGUGGAUGCGUGAAUAUUUUAGUGUGAAACGUGUUUUUGUCAUAGUAUUGAAAUAAAACUUCAACAUAGUUUGGUUGUGGAAGGUAUAGCAGAUAGUUCAGAAAAAAAUAUUCAGGAAACAAAAAUCACUCUUAAAAGGAAUCGAAGCCUUUAAACAAAGAAAAUGAAAUACAAAUGAUAAUGAUGAUGAAGAUGACGCUAAGUAAACAGAAAUCAGUACUCCGCAUGCGCUCCUCUCCUAAGGUACAAAGCAGCAAGAGGUUAGGGUGGCAAGGCUGCCUCUGGGUCGAUUCUGUGGGCCAGUCUCCCCAGUGUUCUGACACUUCUGCAGUCCGAUCAGUGGCGAUGCUGGAUUAUACUUUCAAACUGUGAAGAAUCAUGGUCUUGUCAUUUGCUCAAUGUGGGGUUAUGUUGCAUUUUCUCAGCUCCUGGGGAUGGAAAUGGAGGAUCCCAGAACACACAGCCCUGGCCCCUUUGAUUCUAGGACCAGCACAGAUCUCUGGUUCAAAUGCACAGGCCCUCAGGACAGAGGAACAUGAAGAGAGAUUAUGGAACACACAGUAGAAUAUGAAAGCCUGGGUGUCUGAGACCGGGAGGGCCCAGCAGUGAGGGGCAGGCUCUUCCAGUCACCAGGCUCUUCAGCGGACUCAGUUCCUCAUCUUGUAGUGUUGAUGGCUUUGCCACACCAGGCCAAGCCCAUGCCGUUCCUUGUCAAGACUGUCAAAGUGGUUAUGGUUAGGUCAACUGAUUUUGGUUCUGAUGGUUAGGAAGAAACAGGUCAGCUCUCAGAUCACCUGGCUCUGCCAUUAGCUAGGACCUAAGACUCUGCCCACAUUUUGGUCUGUUCUCUCCCAUUACAUGUAGGUUUGUCUUAGCAUGCAAGAGUUUUCCUUUUUUUAAAAAAAAAAGUAAAUAAGCAAUGCUUUCUCUAAAAUCAAAGAGGCAGUCAUUUUAUUCCAAGAUGUUUUAUCUUUUAUGUUAAGAGAUCAAAGCUUAUAAUUUUCUUUUUUUUUUUAAUUUUUGAAGGAGGGAUCAAUUCCACCAGUUUCCAAUGUCUAUGUGUCUAUGUGUGUAUGUGCCAUACAUAUGUAUUCACAUGAAGACCGGCAUGGCCAACUUCUGCUGGAGGAGCGCUCAAGUGUGAUGAGCAGGGCCACUGGACCCUGCAGGGCUGUGGUGUACAUAGUGCAGCUUUGGAGGUGGAACUCUAUUUUCACACUUUUCUAUGGAGCCUUCCGAGUCCCAGGUUUUCACUCGAGGCGUCUGUCUGGAUGGUGGUUUUCAGACCUCCAUUAACAUCCCUACCCAGCAUUCUGUACUUCGGGGGCCUUCUCUCUUGUUAUAAAACUUUUUACCAAGUGAAACAUCGAUACCACCUUUGUUUCCAUUCUCACUGGUGUAAAUACUGAGUACUAACUGAGAAUUUUGACUUUGCAUUCUGUCAGAAUACUUGUGUUCAAUAAAAAUUGAAAGAAAAAAG